Molecule: messenger RNA, 393 nt
Organism: Schistocerca serialis cubense
Lineage: Eukaryota; Metazoa; Arthropoda; Insecta; Orthoptera; Acrididae
Exons: 5
Coding region: 1-375 (124 amino acids)
Source: RefSeq, a predicted model, not a curated record
AUGUUGAGCGAGAGCGCCUUGCGUCGGGUCGCAGUUUGCCUCUGCGGCACGCAAGUGCUGGAUUACGCCGCAGUCUGCCUCCUGGUGGAAAAGGACAUGGACACGGAAAUUAGUAUUUACUCGAGAAAAGUGAUCAAAAUGUUCGACAGAGCCAAACGGGUUGGUAUCAUGGCUAACUUUCUGGUCAUGAUUGCCAUUGCAUUGAAAUGUGCUAAGUUCCUCGAGAUAGUGACGCCAGUGCACAUAGCCUUGUUGGUGUAUAACACAAUAGAAUUAAUCGUGAGGGUGGUCGUCGCCCUGGUCAAUGGCGGCCCCCCCGAGGAGGUGAAUCUUGAGGAAUUCCUUACGUUCACCAUGACGAGCAUCUGUGGCUAACAUAGUACUACUGAUCAG